Messenger RNA from Erigeron canadensis, 782 nucleotides. RefSeq lists its product as uncharacterized. The transcript has 6 exons. The coding region runs from base 41 to 601 and encodes 186 amino acids. The record is from RefSeq and is a predicted model, not a curated record. NCBI's taxonomy places the organism in Eukaryota, Viridiplantae, Streptophyta, Magnoliopsida, Asterales, Asteraceae.
CCUUUUUUUUCACUCCCAAGAUUUUGCAAGGAUUUGUGAAAUGGAAGAAAAAGAUGAGCUUUCACAAAUUGAAAAAGUAGAAGAUGGUAAAGAUGAAGGUGUUGAAGAAGAGGGGUUGAAAAUGGAAGGAAUGGCAUCACUAGCUUUGUUACCAAACGGGUCGAUUUCGGGUCAUUUUGUUCAUCUUCCGGAUUCUGUUUGUUAUGGCAUUCAUGGCACUGAGAUUGCAUGUGAAAGGGAAUGUAGCAGGGGUGAGGACUAUCGGUUGGUUAAAUUGACUAUAAUAGAUUUCAAUAGCAAGAAAGAACGAGAUAUUGUGGUUGAAAGAAGAGGCCAUGAUGCUGCACGGCUAUGUAAUGUGGAACAUGCUCAUGGAUGGGAGAAGGAUGUUGUUACUUUGGUUGACCAGAAACACCGGAAGAGCAAGAUUGUGAUUUCUUUUGAGUGUGAAACGCUUAAAGCAGAUGAGACAGCAGAAGAGCAUAUUAAGCGGUUUAUGCCUAAUUUAACUGGCAUGGAUGCUGUUGUUAAUAUUGGCAAGAUGAGUAUUAUAGGCUUGGACUUCAAAGCAGAAGUGGGAUGCACAGAGCAAACUUCCUGACUCAGAAUCUAAUGAAAAUUUUAAAAGCAAAUCUUCGGUUACGCUUGCAAGCAUGUGAGAACUCGUUUAAUUUGACUCUGCUUAGGAAGUAGUAAGUUUCAAACCCAAAUAGGAUGUGAUCAUAUGAAUAUACAUCAAAAAGUGGCUUUCUUACUGACUUAAUAUGUUGAUUGAAUGCAUA